This is a messenger RNA of Cricetulus griseus (Chinese hamster), 1530 nucleotides long. The record is from RefSeq and is a predicted model, not a curated record. Lineage: Eukaryota; Metazoa; Chordata; Mammalia; Rodentia; Cricetidae.
GUGGCUGGCCCCAGGUCUCUCUUUCCUCAGCGACUGAUGAUGCUGAAUGCUACGCUUCUGUGAUUGGGUUAGCCGAAAUGAGACAGGCGGCUAUUGGGGAUGCUCUGUGGAGCCCUGAUGUGGAUCCGGGAGGAAGCUGGGAACCCUGGGCUCGGUGGUAGCUCCCACUUACGGAGGGUGUGAAGGAAUGGACCAAGAGCAGAAGCCAGGAGCCGGGCUGCUGCACCUGCUGCAGCUCCUGUGUCUGCUGCCCCGCUGCUGGGCGGUGCCCGGAGGAGCCCCUGCUCCAGUGUUGUGGGAAGGCCUGCAAAACCACACGUUUCGGCACACCGUGUUCUGCCAGGAUGGGAAUCCCAGCAUAGGGCUCUCCGAGUCCUACGACGAAGAUCAGCUCUUCUAUGACUUCUCCCAGAACACCCGGGUACCCCGUCUGCCCGACUUUGCCGACUGGGCUCAGGAACAGGGAGACGCCUCUGCCAUUUCAUUUGACAAAGAGUUCUGCAACAUGUUAAUUCAGGAGAUUGGCCCACAGUUGGAAGGGUUAAUCCCAGUGUCCAGAGGUUUGCCUGUGCCUGAGGUGUUCACACUGAAGCCCCUGGAGUUUGGCAAGCCCAACACGCUGGUCUGCUUCAUCAGCAAUCUCUUUCCGCCGACCUUGACCGUGAGCUGGCAGCAUCACUUCGUCCCUGUGGAGGGGGCCAGCCCCACGUACAUCUCAGCCAUCGAUGGGCUCACCUUCCAGGCUUUCUCUUACUUAAACUUCACACCGGAGCCGUUUGACAUUUACUCCUGUGUCGUGACACAUGAGAUUGACAGCUACACACCAAUUGCCCACUGGGUACCCCAGAACGCCCUGCCUUCAGACCUCCUCGAGAAUGUGUUGUGUGGUUUAGCCUUCGGCCUGGGGCUUCUGGGCAUCAUCACGGGCAUUGCCUUCUUCAUCUGGUCCCAGAAGCCUUGUUCAGUUGACUGAGUCUUCUGACCUGAGCACAGGCCUUGCCAGCAGGGAUGCCCAAGGUUCCCGGUGCCUACCCAGGGCCUCUCAUCGGAGCAGAAGCCCCUGGGACCCCUCAGGGUGUUUGCCAGUGUGUGGGUGUCUGGGCUGAGGGCUCUGCUGUCCUUGGAGUUGCAUCCAGAAGAACUCGGAUCAGGAGCCCAGGGCACCACUCCUCAUCACCUCAUACCUUCCCACUUGGAAGAAAUAAACCUUAAUUUUUAACAUUAGCUUGACCCCUCCCUCCCAAGCUAGGCAAGCAUUCUGCCGCCAAGCCGCACCCCAGCCCACUGUGCCUUCUUCACUUGUGGGAUUUGCUUCUGGACUCCUGACUCAUUUCAGAGUCAACAUACCUUAACCUGGACACGGCUCAUUAGGGAGGGAGACGGGAAAGCCGCUCUCCCAGCCCAGCUCCUGUAUCCUGAUCUCAGCAUAGCUGAUGGCAGCUUUUUAAUCCCAUCAGCUUGUGUAAAAUAUGUGAGAGCGGAAAGCAGAGAGAGUUUCCAAUAAUCAAUAAAAUGGUUGAGGAAAUUGCA